GCUGCUGCUGCCCACGACAACUGUGUGACCACGACGACCGAGAGCGCGCCCUCCUCUGCUGCUUCACAGCAAGAGAGCAGCCGGCCGGCCGGUCGUCAAGUCAGUCAGUCAAUCAAUCUAGAGUACAACUACCAGAGCACUUCGGGCGAGCGCGUGUUCUUCUCGACUGGGCAGAGCUUCCCCGCGGUCGUCGUCGCCGUUCCUGUCGCGGCUCUAUCGGAAACCUCGUGAUCGAGUUCCGGGCUCGUCAUGUGGCUAAAACUUGUCUUUGUUUGUUUGUGGGGAAUUCACUUCUCCUCAGAGGAUCCACUCUAUCCCUCGGAGAGUGACCCGAACUUCAUGAAGAUGUUCGAGCGGAAGUACGCAAAUCUCGUCCAGAUCGAUCAGAACAGAUGUCUCCAGAAACUGACGUGCAUACUCGCUAAAAACGAGUCCUCGUUCGAGGAUCCGGUGAUCGCACACAUCGUGCGAGACUUCGAAUCAAUCAAAACGAUUCAUAGCAACUCCCCUGCGUUCCUCUUCCUCGCUGCCUACCAGACCGGGCUCAGCAAGCAGAAGUGUGAAAAGGCGUAUCCCGAAUGUCCAAUCGGGUUCGUGGCGGAUGAGCGUUAUUUGGACGAUGAAGAAGAAGACGUGGCCGGAGCCGUGGAAACGGACACCACAACUACUACUGCAAGCUCGAAACAGCCCGAUGACAUAUUGUGAUAAAACCUGUAACUGAGACGAUUGCUAUCAACAAGAAACCAUGCUAUAUUGAUAUUGUAUCUUCCAAGCUCCAGUGAGCUGGAUGCCUGUAUCUGCUAAUCGUAAGGUUGACACUGGCAGCUCCUGAUUCUUCUUAUGAUUAUUAUUAAUUCUCACGGGCGAAUUAAAGGUUCACGAAUCAGGCGCUCGAGUUCACCAGACCGCCAGUUCGCACUCGCCGUCCCACGUGACCAUCCGCGAUCUUCCAAUGCUAUCGAUGACUUCAGUCAGACCCGAGAGGGAAGUUCAAUACGAGCUUGGAUGAUAUCAACAACGUUCAUUUUUUUCUCCUCAUAAGAUAUAUCACAGUUUUGUGGAUAUCGAAAUCCGGAAGCCGUUCGAGCGUAUUGUCAUAAAAUUGCACGCUACAGAGGCAAGAAUCGAAUACCGAAUAUAUUAUAUACACAGUGCUUU
This is a messenger RNA of Galendromus occidentalis (western predatory mite), 1158 nucleotides long. RefSeq lists its product as uncharacterized. The transcript has 3 exons. The coding region runs from base 250 to 705 and encodes 151 amino acids. Lineage: Eukaryota; Metazoa; Arthropoda; Arachnida; Mesostigmata; Phytoseiidae. The record is from RefSeq and is a predicted model, not a curated record.